Messenger RNA from Hippocampus comes (tiger tail seahorse), 1684 nucleotides. It is a transcript of the gene tbce, whose product is annotated as tubulin folding cofactor E. Gene Ontology annotation, molecular function: protein binding. The record is from RefSeq and is a predicted model, not a curated record. Bases 16 to 1557 code for a protein of 513 amino acids. Gene Ontology annotation, cellular component: cytoplasm. The transcript has 17 exons. Lineage: Eukaryota; Metazoa; Chordata; Actinopteri; Syngnathiformes; Syngnathidae.
UUUAGAAGGCGGGGGAUGGCGGCGGAGCAGACGGACGCCCUGGGCCGGCGGGUGUCGUGCGGGGAGCAUCGGGCCACGGUCCGCUUCGUGGGCGGCGUGCCGCCCACUGCAGGGGUGUGGCUGGGCGUGGAGUGGGACGAGCCCGCGCGAGGGAAACACGAUGGGUGCCACGAAGGCGUGCGCUACUUCACCUGCAGGCACCCGACGGGAGGCUCCUUCGUGCGUCCGUCCAAGGUGAGCUUCGGCGUCGACUUCCUGUCGGCGGUGCGGCGCGAGUACGCGUCGGAGGGGGACGCGGCCGACGCCGAGAUCAGCAUCUCGGGCAGGACGCUGGAGUGGGCGCGCGUGCCCGAGCGCAGUUUGGAGAGCCUCCCCAGCAUCCUCCUCCAAAACUGCCAAGUGAACGGGCCGGGGGAAGACGGGCAGAUCCUCAGAACCACGCCCAACGUGCGCUGGUUGGACCUGAGCGGCUCUCUGCUGCGCCGCUGGGAGGACGUGGCCGCCAUCGCCGGGCAGUUGCCGCGUCUGGAGGCGCUUCAGCUCAGCUUCAACCGGCUCGCUUUGCCCUCGGAUCCCGAGGCCCACCGCCGGGCCUUCCGCAACCUCAAAGUUCUGACCCUCAUCGGCUGCGAGCUCACGUGGACGCAGAUCCUGCGCUGCGCCCCCAUGUGGCCGAUGCUGGAGGAGCUCACGGUGGAGGACAACGACAUCGAGCGGCUGCGCAGCCCCGAGGGUGUCCUGCGGGAACUGAGGUGUCUCAACGUGUCCAAAAACCGCCUGGACCAGGACAGCCUGCUCAGCCUCGCCGCUCUGCCGAGACUGGAGCAGUUGAUCAUGAGCGACACGGGGUUCUCCGCCGUUCACUUCCCCGACGCCGCGCCAGGUGCGCAGACGUCCAUGUUUGCCUCGCUGGAGAAGCUCAACCUGAACCGGAACCAGAUCUCUGAGUGGGGCGUGAUCGACGAGCUGUCCAAGCUGCCGUCGUUGCGGCAACUUUGGUGCCGGGGAAACCCGCUGGCCAGCGCCGACCGCAACCCCAGGACAGCCAAUCAGAUGCUCGUCGCCAAGCUGCCGCACCUCCUCGUCCUGAACGGAUCGGACGUGACCCCUCAGGAGAGGAGGGGGGCGGAGUGCGACUACCUGAAGAUGUUUGGGGAGGAGUGGCUGCGGGCCGGGGGGCGGAGUCAGACCAGCCGGGAAUUCGCCGAUCGCCAUCCUCGUUACCGCAGCCUCGUCGACAAGUACGGCGCUCCCGAAGAAGGCGAGCUGACCAAGCGGCAGCCGUUCGCCCUGAAGAAUCAGCUGUUAAAGAUCACAUUUGUGUUUGCGGACGACGCGGCGAGGACGCCGCUGGAAAAGAAACUUCCAGCUUCCAUGGAGGUCCAGAAGGUCAAAGGUCUCCUGUCUCGACUGCUGAAGGUCCCCGCGACCGACCUGAAGCUCAGCUACACCAGUGCCAAGGUUUUGGGUCCAGAGUACCAAAUGGACAGCGACUUGAAAACGUUAUUCUUUUAUGCCGUGGAGGACGGAGACACGAUCCUUGUACGACGCUCAUAACAUCACCGGCAUCCCUCGUUCCCAUGGCAACCCGCGUCCAGACCAACCGGGACACCCGCGCACGUCCUGUCAGCGGCAGCCGCGUGCUAACAGUACUCAUCACGUUACUAAUAUUACGCAAUAAAGU